UGCCUUCCCAAUAAUAAAGGGGAAAUCAAAAUAAAAAAAAAGAACUCUGAUAAAUUAAUAUUAUAAUUCUCUUUGAAUUAAUAAUUUCGAGAUUUCGAUAAUCGGGCCGUUUCGUUGGGGUUUUCGAUUAUUGUGCACGAAAAAGCAAUAAAGUACAUACGGAAACUGUUUACUGUACACCAUAAACUUUUGUACUUCCAAUUAAAUGAGAUUCGAACAGGAAUAUGCAAGAACAUCAGUGGAAUGAGACUUAGACGUACCCACCUGGGAUAAAUAAUUAUGAAAACAUAAAAAUAUAUCUUACAGGGAAGGCAGGAAAACGUCUAAAGACGUAGGUACUUAGAGGUUAUGACCUGGCUGAAGCUGAUAUAGUAAAAAAUUGUAAAGCUGAAAAGUGGAACAUAAUAAUUAUAACGAUUUUUUUCACAUCCUAGUAUUUCUGAAAUUGUAACUGUGCUUCAAAAUAUCUAAGCAGAAAUUUCUAUUACUAUUUUAGAAUUUCUGAACAAGAAGUACAGCCAUCAUUUAGUAUAUAGAGUUAAACAAGUACCAUAUUGUCUAGAAUGAUGCCGGGAGUAGAUCAUACAUUAUCAGAUGAAGACUACAUAAUAAUGAAGGCUAAAGAUGCUCAGAGGCAUAACAUAUAUUCUGCAAAAGCUUGGAUGCUAACUGCAAAAACAUUAUUCCCAACAAAUUUUAAAAUUCAAUUCGAAGCCUAUAUGAUGGAAAAACAAUCAGGUAAUAUUCAAGAAGCUGCUGAAUGCUUCAGUUCAUUAAUACAGUCUCGUCAAAAUAUACAAACAUUAUUACCAGAGAUAUGUGCAAUUGCAAAUGCCUUGAGAUCAUCAGAAGGCAGCUUUUUAAGUCAAAUGUUUGAUCAUAUUCAUCCCCACACUCAAUUAAACAUACUUAAGACAAGUGUUGAAAAUAGUGAUGACACUAUGGAACAUUGCCGUUCCUUAGUUCUGUUACUAAAAAAAUUUCCUCAGUUGGGUGUAGACAGUCUCGUUAAAACAUUAAUAAAUGCUGAAAAGUUUUUUUACGACAAUAGAUAUGCACGUUUGUUAGUGGUAGAAACAUUGCCACUGUUGAGCUCUUUAGAGUCCCCCAGAUUACUUCAACGGUUAUUAGUUAAAGCUAUUGAUUUUUACAAUUCUUAUGUAUAUGAUGAAAGUGAACAUGAUAUAACAGACCCAUGGCAAAGAUUAUAUGGUGUUCUUGACUUAUUGGGAAGACAGCUGGGUUGGGAUCCAUACCUUGUUAAUUACAGUAACAGUCUAAACAAAGAAGCUUAUUUUCAAAGACUAUUAACAUUAAGAAAUAGUGAAGAUUGCCGACAGCUUCUGUAUUGUGGUACAACCUUUUUCUUGCGAUCACUUUAUGAACAAAGAUCACUCAAGGGAAAUCACAUUUUAAUUGAGGCUUUAACAGAUCCUGAUAUGCCACCAUCCAAAAGAAGGAAAGGAGAUAUAGAAGUAACAGGGAUAUCAUCACACCAAUUUCAAGCUGCAGCAAACUGUUGGGAAUUGCUUCAUAAUAAUGAUGUCAUAUCACGAGAAUUUAUAAAACUAGCAAACCAGCUGGUGGCAAAACCAUGGACUGAAGGUUUUUCAGAAGAAUUAUCUUUAUACAGAGGCAGGAAUGAAGAUGCCAUGCCAUUAUCCAAUAUUAACACCCUUGCAACUAAUAUAGUAAGGGUGUCUAUAAAUUAUUUACAGAAGAAAUUUACUGCAUGUGUUGAAAGUAUUUUAUUAGCAAUAUCUCAGCUACCAAAUAUAGAGGGGAUACUAGACACGGAAUUAAUUGUUGGUGGCAAACACAGACACCUUCAUUUUUUACCAUUGACAAAAGUUGCUAUAAUGCAUUAUUUUUGCACACUACUAAUAAGAAUCUUGCUCAAUUCAGGAAACAAUUCUGAUUUAAAUUAUGGACACAUGUUAGUACUAAUGCAGCUUGGUUGGCCUCAAGAAGAACCAAUAUUUAUACAUAUACUGGAUGUAAUAAGACAAAAGGGAGUCUUCCAUUAUCACUUAUUUUCUACUUACAUUAUUCAUAUUGAUAUAUUAGAAGAAAUAAGCUUUAUUUGGAAUGAACAAGGAAAUAAAAUUGUAUUAGAUAUACUACCAAAUUCACAGCAACAUUUAGGUCAGAGAAGAAUUGGCACUAGGGGGGCUGACAAGGGAGUUAGAGAAGAUUUCAAACAAGCUAUGAGAGCACAAGUAGCACGGAGUAAUGACUCUAUUUUAAAUCUAAUUAUCCAGUUCAUAACUUCAGAGCGUUCAUAUUUUCUUCAAAUAUUGUAAUUUGCUAUAGACAAAAACUUUUUAUUUUAAUAGAAAGAGAUUGCAACAGGACAUAUUAAGUCUGUGAUGCUUAAAUACUUUCAAUUUAUAACCUCAGGUCUCACAAGACGUCUGAACUAGUAAUAAAAAAUUUGCAGUUUCUACAGAAAAUAUAUUUGUUAGGCAAAGAUUGCACUUAUUGAUUUUGAACAUGGACAAAAUUGACAACACAAUUUAGAUGCGAGGAUUGCCUACCCAAAUCAAGGAGCGCCGGAGCAUCGGUUUUGGACUCUGAAUUUAUACAGAGCACUACAGAUGUAUUAAAAAGAAACUACAAUUAUUUCUAAAACAUUUAUUCUAUAAAAUUAUUCAGUAAUGCUUAA
Messenger RNA from Manduca sexta (tobacco hornworm), 2665 nucleotides. RefSeq names its product integrator complex subunit 10 (gene IntS10). Gene Ontology annotation, biological process: snRNA processing. The record is from RefSeq and is a predicted model, not a curated record. NCBI's taxonomy places the organism in Eukaryota, Metazoa, Arthropoda, Insecta, Lepidoptera, Sphingidae. The transcript has a single exon. Gene Ontology annotation, cellular component: integrator complex. Bases 564 to 2303 code for a protein of 579 amino acids.